AUUAACAUUUCAAGGGAGUAUCGUUAAAAUAUUUGUUUUAAAAUACUUGGCAGGUUGUUUUAAUUGGCGUAAAUAUAGUUUAAAGAAUUUCCGCUUGGAAUAUGGUUUGAAAGUAUGGCCAUUAAGGUUUAAUGUGACGUCAAGGUACUUAACAGAAAUGUAUUCAAGUAUAUCUUCUUUACCCAGCAAAAAAGAGCUGGUAAAGAAGGUUAUUAUAAGCAUCAAUGGUAUGAGUUGUUCAUCUUGUGUUGCAACAAUUGAAAAUCACAUGAAUAAAGUUGAUGGUAUUGAGCAAUGCCUUGUUGCUUUACUGACCCAGAAAGCUGAAAUUACUUAUUUAAUUGACAAAAUUAGUGUACAGGAGAUUAUUUCUAACAUUGAAAGCAUUGGAUUCAAAGCCAUGUUAUUAAAGGAUACAGAUGAUGUUCAUAAAGUGUUGGAGCUUCAUGUUGACGGAAUGACUUGUGCAAGUUGUGUUCAUACUAUUGAAUCACAAUUGGUUAAACACAAUGGAAUUGUGUCUGCAUCAGUAGCAUUAACAACAUCAAUGGCCCGUGUAACAUUUGAUUCUAGAAAUAUUGGUGCAAGAGACAUUAUUGAAAUAAUUAGUAACCUUGGUUUUGUUGCUACUAUACCUGCUAAUGAUCAUAGCAAAGCUGAAGCAUUAUCUCAUUCUAAAAGUAUCAAAAAAUGGAGGCUAUCUUUUCUUGUUUCGUUAAUAUUUGGAAUUCCUGUUCUUAUUGUGGUUAUUGCAUAUUCAUUUAUUGGAGAACAAAAUGGGCCUUAUGUUACUCGUGGCUUGUCACUACAAAAUUUGCUUCUUUUUUUGCUUUGUACUCCUGUUCAGGUAGUUGGUGGAAAGCACUUCUACAUUAUGGCAUAUAAGUCUUUAAAACAUGGUAAAACGAACAUGGACUUUCUUAUUGUCAUGGCUACUACUGUUGCUUAUUUAUAUUCUUUAGUUGUUUUAAUAAUGGCAAUUUUUCAAAGACCAUUAAGAAGUCCCAUGACUUUUUUUGAAACACCACCAAUGUUACUAGUUUUUAUAUCUUUGGGAAGAUGGUUAGAGCACAUUGCUAAAAGCAAAACAUCUGAAGCACUUUCAAAGCUUAUGUCAUUACAACCUUCAGAAGCAGUACUUGUUAAGUUAAAUCCAACUACGAAAGUAAUUGAAUGUUCUACUCCCAUCGAUAUUGACUUGGUUCAAAGAGGUGAUAUUCUGCAGGUUGUUCCAGGAAGCAAAAUACCAGUUGAUGGAUAUAUUAUUGAUGGAACAUCGAUGGCUGAUGAAUCUUUAAUUACUGGAGAAUCAAUGCCAGUUACAAAAAAGGUUGGCGAUCCCGUUGUUGGUGGAAGCAUAAAUCAAUCUGGAACACUUUUGAUAGAAGCCUCUCAUGUUGGCGAAGAUACUACUCUUGCACAAAUUAUCAAGCUUGUUGAAGAAGCACAAACAUCUAAAGCACCUAUUCAACAACUUGCAGAUAAAAUAUCUGGUGUAUUUAUUCCCAUAGUAAUUUCACUUUCCAUUUUAACAUUCGUUGUUUGGUUAGUUAUUGGAUUUGUUGAUUUCAGUCUACUUAAACACAAUUAUGAUAAAGAUCUUUACACUCAAACUGAAAUUGUAAUACAAUUUGCUUUUCGUACUGCUAUAUCUGUUUUGUGCAUAGCAUGCCCAUGUGCAUUAGGCCUAGCAACUCCAACUGCAGUAAUGGUAGGAACUGGUAUCGGAGCUCAAAAUGGAAUAUUGAUCAAAGGCGGGGAUCUCUUAGAAAAUGCCCACAAGGUAAAAACCAUUGUAUUUGAUAAAACAGGAACCCUGACUUAUGGUAAACCAACAGUGACAAAAACAUUUGUAUUUGUUUCACCAAAACAUUGCUCUUUGAAACUUUUUUUGGCAAUUAUUGGAACAGCAGAAUCCGGUAGUGAGCAUCCAAUAGGAAAAGCUAUAGCUAGUUUUGCUAAAGAGGUAUUGGGAAACAAUACUUUUGGAGCUUACAGUGAAUAUGAAUCAGUUUCAGGAUAUGGAUUGAAAUGCCAAGUUACAAAAAUUGAUCUAAAAGAUGCUCUUUUAUUGGAAGAGUAUGAAAUAAAUAAUUUUCAUAUUGAAACUUUUGAUGCUGACAUUGAGGGUUCUGCAAUGAAUUUUGAUGUUGCUAUUGGUAAUCGUAAUUGGAUAUUAAAAAAUAAUGUUACUCUUCCAUCGCAUAUUGACCGUAAGAUGAUGUCUUUUGAAGAAAAUGGAGAAACAGUGGUUUUAGUUGCUGUAAAUGGGAUUUUGUUAGGAAUGGUGGUUGUAGCAGAUAAAGUAAAACCAAGCGCACAAAUAGCAGUCCAAACACUCAUCAAUAUGGGAUUACAUGUUGUGCUCAUGACUGGAGAUAAUAAAAAAACAGCAAAUGCAAUUGCUAAUGAGAUUGGUAUAGAAGAUGUGAUGGCAGAAAUGUUGCCCUCGCAUAAAGUUGCAAUAGUAAAGGAGCUUCAAAGUAAAAAUGUCAAGGUAGCUAUGGUGGGGGAUGGAGUAAAUGACUCACCUGCACUUGCUCAAGCAGACGUUGGAAUAGCAAUAGGCAGUGGUACAGAUGUUGCUUUGGAAACAGCUGGAAUUGUUUUAAUUAAGAAUGAUUUAAUGGAUGUAGUGGCAGCAAUGGAGCUUUCAAAAGCUACCAUGCAGCGCAUUCACAUUAAUUUUGUAUACGCUUUUUUAUAUAACGUUAUUGGUGUGCCUAUUGCUGCUGGCGUUUUUGUUGGUUUUGGUAUUGUUUUGAAACCAUGGAUGGCUAGCAUUGCAAUGGCAUUAUCAUCCGUUUCCGUUGUAAUGUCUUCACUUUGGUUGAAAAGAUGGAGAAAAAAGAGACAUGCUUUGAAACGUUACAAGACAGCUGCAAAAGAAGACAAAGAAAAUUUAAUAGAAAACAUGGAGCUACCAAUAACAUAUUAUGAGACAGGAUUUCACAAAGCGUCAUGCAAUUCCUACAAUACGUUUAUAUGAAUUAUUUUACAAAAAACUCUUGUAUAUAGAUUUUUUUAUUUACAAAGUGUAAUAUAUAUGUGUGUAUGUGUAUAUGCAUAUAUAUAUAUAUAU
This is a messenger RNA of Hydra vulgaris (swiftwater hydra), 3082 nucleotides long. RefSeq names its product copper-transporting ATPase 2. Lineage: Eukaryota; Metazoa; Cnidaria; Hydrozoa; Anthoathecata; Hydridae. Gene Ontology annotation, biological process: copper ion import; copper ion homeostasis. Gene Ontology annotation, molecular function: ATP binding; ATP hydrolysis activity; P-type divalent copper transporter activity. Gene Ontology annotation, cellular component: trans-Golgi network; plasma membrane. The record is from RefSeq and is a predicted model, not a curated record.